AUGGCGCGGCCGCGCCGGCAGCGCCCGGGGGCCUGGGCGCCGCUGCUCUUGCUGCUGCUGGCCGGGCCUGUCGCCUGUGCCGCCAGCCCCGCGGACGACGGCGCGGGCGCCGGGGGCCGGGGGCCCCGGGGCCGCGCGCGGGGGGACUCGGGCUCCGACGAGGUGGUGCCGCGCCACGACUCCUCCUACGGCACCUUCGCGGGGGAGUUCUACGACCUACGCUACCUGUCCGAGGAGGGUUACCCUUUCCCUACUGCUCCUCCUGUGGAUCCAUUUGCCAAAAUCAAAGUGGAUGACUGUGGAAAAACUAAGGGAUGCUUUAGAUAUGGCAAACCGGGCUGUAAUGCAGAAACCUGUGACUACUUCCUUAGCUACCGGAUGAUAGGGGCUGAUGUGGAAUUUGAGCUGAGUGCAGACACAGAUGGUUGGGUAGCAGUUGGAUUCUCUUCAGACAAGAAAAUGGGUGGUGAUGAUGUCAUGGCCUGCGUCCACGACGACAACGGCAGGGUGCGUGUACAGCACUUCUAUAACGUAGGCCAGUGGGCAAAGGAGAUUCAGAGAAAUCCUGCCAGAGAUGAGGAAGGAGUUUUUGAGAAUAAUCGGGUCACCUGCAGAUUUAAACGGCCUGUGAACGUUCCCAGAGAUGAAACGAUUGUUGAUCUGCAUUUAAGUUGGUAUUAUCUGUUUGCCUGGGGUCCAGCCAUUCAGGCUCAAGAGAGUUACUUGGAGUAAUACUAAGGAGAACUUCACUGGAUGGCCCAAGUUCACAGUCAGCCUUUUAGGCAGAAGAACUUUCAAAUUUUCAUAAAGCAUGAAGGCAUUUGGAUACUUACACAGCUAAUGAGGAGAAUGAUGGAGAUAAUAGUGAUAUGAAAAUGGUUCAUAUUUAUUUGAAGUGCCUUCUGGAUUAGUAAGUAGCUAAAAGAACACAUUUUUUUUUGCUGCUUGGAAAGGUUAGAAAUGGAACUGUGAGUGUUCCUGAAGAUGUAAAAUUAUAUUAAUGAUAACAAAAAAUAUGGGCAUUCUUAGAAGUUAGAAUUUGGACUCUACUUCCACUGUAUUUAAUAAAUUAAGGUGUUCCUUUGUGGUUACAGCUAAUUCUGUUGUCAGUCACCACAUAUUGAGUAUGAGUAAAUGUGUAUUAUAAUAGACAAAUCAUCUUGAAUAUUCAAGGCAUUUUGAUAACAAAUUAACAUUUUUGGAGAUUGUGGAGAUUUGGAGUAGAAACAUUUUAAAGAUGACAUUUUUUUUUUAAUUAGCAAAUGCAAAAUGACCCAUCAAGUGAAUUUACUUAGAGUAUCCAUUCAAAUGUUCAGACUUGUAAAUUGGAUUGGCAGUCAGCAUAAUUUAUAAUAAUGUCUUGACUUGAUGCAUUUUCUUUUUUCAAAGGAACCCAAAUGUUCCUUUAUUCCAACUGACUGAGUUAACAGCCCAUUUAGAGGAAAAGAGUCUCUGGGUAUAAUUAUGCUGCUGAGGCAUUUCCACUGUAGAGUUCUGGAGUCUUCUGGCUCCCCCCCAAGUCCCCACCCCGUUGCUUUAAAGCUGGCUCCAACUUUGUGGUUUUUUGUGAUUAACAACACUGGAGACUGUGAUUUCUAAUGCCAUCCUUGGAAUCCAUGUCAGAAGUGAAAGGCCACCUCUCCUAUGGGGGAAGCUUUCGCAUUCUUCUGGCACUGAACAAAAAUAAGGAAAACAUCCAGAUUCUGUGACAUUUACUGCGUGCAUCCAAGGGAUGUAGGAGAAACAAUCCUCAUUGCAGGUGGACAGAGGUGAAAUGACAUCAAACGAGUGAUGGAUUCAAACUCAAGUCAUCGGAUUCAAGUCCCUGGCUCCACCUGACUCAUAACCAAGCCCUCCAGCCUUGGCUGAGGAUGGCCUGUGCGUCACCUUCUAAGCUACAGUGGUUGUGUAGCAGUGAGGACACUGAGUAUGCAGGCACCCACGUUGUAAAUAAGAAAGCAAAUAUUUUUAUAUUUCACCCUCUCAUGGGUAUAACAUUUCUGCCAUAAAUAGGUUAAAACUAAAUCGAGACUUGAGCUAGUCUCUGUAGCAGGCAGGGAAGGAAUAAGUUAAGGGAUUUUCCUUCCGCUUACAUUUCAAGUCAAGCUAAUUGUUUCAUGAAUUGUUUUUCCUUGGAUUACCAGUUUUGCCUAUUUGUGCUUAGAACUUUCAGCGACUUCUCAUUUCCAUUAGUGUGAAAUGCAAACCACUUUGUUUACCUCCGGUAUCAUCUUUUGUCACCACUCCUCACCUUGCUCUGUCCCAGCAAGACUGACUUGCUCUCAGUUCCUCAGACCUGCUUUCUCACCUCUCAUGACGUUCCCUGUGGCCCAAACAUCCUCCAAUUCCUGGGCUUGCUGAACUCCUAUGCACCUGUCAGGUCACAGAGUAAGUAUUUCUUCCUCCAGUCCCCUGGACUAAGUAUCAAUAGGUUCAGGUCCCUGCCAAACGCUCCCAGAGCACACUCGGCUUUCCCAUUAUUUUACUCAUCACACUUUCCUGUAAUUGCUGGCUCGUCCUCCCUGCUAACUCCCUAAUGCAAGGACCAUUUCCUGUUACUCAUCCUUAUAACAGACACGACUGCAUAGUAGGUGCCCAGCAAACAUUUGCUGAAUGAAUAAAUGGACGAAACUCUACUCCCAUGGCAAGUUUGGUCCAGAAAGCUUGUAUUCCAUAUACAUUGCUAGACUGGCCGACAUUUUUUUAUUCUUCGACCUGUGAUCACUCCUUUAGCAAACACUGAACUUUUGUCUCUUGAAACAUAAAUCGAAAGAUCUUCCUUAACAACGCUGUUUUGCCCUGUAAAACAGAGUUGACAUUUAUUUUUAACAAUGAUCAUUGUUCAGAAAUGGGAAUUCAACAGACCAGGGAUGCAGAACAGCAUUUAACUGUCAUCCCAGAGAAUCAUCAGUUUAUAGACAUACUGAAGUUAAAACUCUAUAGACUCCAAUUUUAUUCGUUCUUACAUAAUGUAGGAGAAUCAACUUGUAUUUUAUCUCUGUAUUCCAUUUUCUAACAUAGUACUUGUUACAGGGGAGAAACCCAACCAGUGUGUUUUUGUAAAUGCCUAAGUAGAAUAAUAAUGUCUGCUAAAUGUAUUUAGUGCUUUUCUUAGCACUUUACAAGGAUUAACUCAUUUAAUCCUCACAACAACCAUAGGAAGUAGAUUCUAUUAUUAGUCCAAUUUUAGAGAUGAAGAAACUGAGGCUAGGCAUUUGGCCUAAAUUACCAGUGUUGGCAAGGACUUUAGAUGACAUUUUAUCCAAUGCACUUAUUUUAAAGAGGGGCAGCUGAGACCUAGGGAGGUGAUGUGAUUUCCAUCAUGCACAUUCAUUAAAAAUUUUAUUAAGUGGAACCUGCUAUCCACACUCAAAUUAGCCAGGUGCUUUUUUUUUCCCCUUUAGCAAUUUAUAAUGAAUAGAAGGACUUUUUAUAGUUAUAUUUGGGGAAAAGGGUACAUUUUACUUUCAGUUUUUUCUCUUCUCAAAAACAUUUUGAUUCUUUAUUUUACCAGUCAUUUUAGUGUGUUUAGUAGUUUUAAAAAAUAAUGCACAGGGCUUCCCUGGUGGUGCAGUGGUUGAGAGUCCGCCUGCCGAUGCAGGGGACACGGGUUCGUGCCCCGGUCUGGGAGGAUCCCACAUGCCAUGGAGCGCCUGGG
Kogia breviceps (pygmy sperm whale) is the source of this 3658-nucleotide messenger RNA. RefSeq names its product ferric chelate reductase 1 like (gene FRRS1L). Lineage: Eukaryota; Metazoa; Chordata; Mammalia; Artiodactyla; Physeteridae. Gene Ontology annotation, biological process: regulation of postsynaptic membrane neurotransmitter receptor levels; regulation of glutamate receptor signaling pathway. The record is from RefSeq and is a predicted model, not a curated record.